CGGCGCUUUUGGGGGUGUCGCGCUUAGCUGCGUGCACGCAGCCCUUGCACAGUGUACACGCUUCGCAUCCUGCCGCAUGGAGGCAGCUUCGCAGGAGAGAUAAUCGUUGCAUGGCAUAGAUAUGGCUGCGUGGGAAAUAAGGCAGAAAGAGCUCAUGGACGAGCUCAAAGCGAUGGAGGACUCCUGGCGUAAACUUUACAAAGAACAGAAGGAGUCGACAAUACCUGCCGGCAAGGGAAAGGCCAUGCUCCUGCUGGCGCUUCGGAUCAAGCAGCGCUGGCAGGAAUUCAUUACGAAGCGGGAUCGUGGCCAGAUUGUAAAGGACCAUAUACCCAAUCAUAUGGUGAUGGUUGACUGGAAGAUAUUCGAGGCGCACGUGGCCUGCGCGCGCGACUACCUCGAAGCUGACGCGUACCGUGAAACCCUGAAACAUACGCAGAAGGCCCUCGACCUGUCCGAUGCGCAUGGGGGCGCCUGGAUGGAAUGCGUGGUGAUGAACGUUCUCAAUUACGAAAAGGAGGCGUGGAUAGGCCUCGACGAAGAAUCCAACUACCUUGAUACUGCCACGCGCCGGGCCGAGGGUAUGGCACAGCUUGCGGCCGUGCCGCGCGACGAGGUUGUCCGCGCGUUCUGCGAGGUGGCCACCGUGCAGAUAGAGCUAGAUGACCAUCAGGCCGCCAUAAAGACGGCACGCGCGGCGAUCCGCGUCGAAGGCGUGCGCCCGGCGUCGCGGAACACUGCGAGAAUGAAGCUCGGGGUUGCGCUGGGGUGUGCCAAACUCACGGACGAGGCGCUGCAAUUACUGGAACAAUGCGAACGCGACUGGACGAUGUCGGUGGAAGGGACGAGGUGGAACGAACAAGAAAUGGUUGCAAGUAAGGCGCUGCUGGAUAAAUGCUUGGAGGAACUGCGCCGAGGCCAAGCAAAUGAAACGGCGGACACAGAAAUUCUGAUGAGCGUGGAGUACGGAAAUAUGACAGAAACGUGGAACAAAUUGUAUCAACAGGAAGGGCCCAACGGCGAGGCGCUGCUCGCGUUGGCUCUGCGCAUCAAGCAGCGCACGACGGAGGAGCUCGAUGACAUAAAUUGGCGAGAGAGGCCGCCGCUUUUUGACAUGGCGAGGGAGUACCUGAUGUACGCCGACCGCAGCGUCUUCACUUCGCAUACACGCUGCGCAUGCAAUUGCGUCGACGCGGGAGCAUACAAUGCGACUCUGAGGCACACGAAGUGCGCCAUCGAACUGAAUGACGCUUGGGAAGAUCGGUGGAGAGAGAAGGUCGUCAUAAUUGUUCUUGACUGCGAGUUGCGGGCGCUGAAUGCCCUCGGCGAACACAGCAAAUUCCUCGACGUUGCCACUCGCCGGGCCAAUGCCCUGGCGGAGUUCCCGAACGUGUCGGGCCACGACCGAGUCGACGCGCUCUGUGAAGUGGCGACGGCCUUAAUGGACCGCGGUGACUACGCGGGCGCUGCGGCCAUUUCUCGCAAGGCACUCGCCGUCGACGCACCUCGAGUCAGUCGGCAGUGCGCGAGAUUCAAGCUGGGCACGGCCCUGAUGGCCGACCCCCAGCGACUCAAGUUGGAAUCGGCACUGAUGGCCGACCCCUACCGUAAGAAAAUUUUGAGCGAGUCCGAUCGCGACUUGGACGAGGCGCUUCGGGAACUGGAGCGCUGCGACCGCGAGUGGACGACUGCGGAUCUCAGCGACACAACCUGGAACGCGGAGCAGCUGGCGCAGCUCCGCAAAUGUUUGGACAAUAACUUGAGGUUGUGUCGGCGGCGCCUCGCAGAGAAGCAACUUGCCGAAACACUACGAGAAGACGAACAAUUGUUGCAUCCCUCAAUGAAUCACGUCAUGAAGGGCGAUUUUGUCAAAUCCGCGGAAUCGGCAGAGAGAACCGCCUCGCUUUUACUCUCAGGUAUGUGCAAUUCCCCUGGGCUCGCACGCUUCAAAACCUCAAACCUCCCGAGCUGCCAGGCGCGUGCGUUUACCUUAACUAAUUGUUUUCUGCUUGACGAUCACCGGGCCGCCGGAUGGCUUGGGGCAGUGCAACAGGCUGUCGAGCUAUGCGAGCGCGAGCCGCUCGAGGAUGCGUGUCCCAUUUGUCUGCAGCAGCUCGCUUGGCCAGCAGAGUUGGAGGUGGGUACGCGCGUUACUGUUCACGGCCUGAAAAAAGCCACGCACCGCAACGGCGACCAGGGCGUCGUCGAGCGCUUGUCAGUGGGGCCGGACCAACGCGUUCAGGUGCGGUUCUGUAAGAAUGCGGAGCCGGAGGAGGGCAUGCUCACCAUUGAGGAGCACAAGGCCGUGCUCCGCGGCCUCCUCGAGCAGAUCGACAAGCCAUGUCCAAAUGCAUGUCCGGAAGAAGUUCGUCGGGCUGCCGAGGCGAGCCUGAGCGCGGGGAUUGGGUGUCUCGAGAGCAAGCAGGAUGCUGUCGAUGAAGUGCUCAAAGAUAUGCUCAUCGGAGACAAGUGUGAAAUUUCGACCCUGGAGGAUAUUAUAUCCCUCGCGCAGGCUACGUCAUUCCCGGACCUGAGAAGGUCGAUAACCAACGAGAUAGCCCGGCUCGAAGCAAGUUCUGCUGCUUACAGCCUCCGGGUCCGCCCGGCGAACCUCAAGGCCUCCAAAGGUUACAUCGACGCGUCCCGGCGGGCGUUCAUGACCAACUGUUUGCACUGCUUCCACGCGAGGUGCAUCAAGCGCUUCGUCGACGAGACUUUCCACGAGGGGCAGCAAAUAUGCCCCGUCUGCGGCGAAGAGCUGGAGUUCGCCGAGACCCUCGUGAUGUGCGCGCAGAUGCCGUCCUGGGACCGGCCGAGCUAUGUGGACUAAUUGUGAUGAAG
This is a messenger RNA of Pelagomonas calceolata, 2841 nucleotides long. Lineage: Eukaryota; Pelagophyceae; Pelagomonadales; Pelagomonadaceae. The record is from the annotation of a GenBank genome assembly.